Messenger RNA from Triticum aestivum (bread wheat), 1561 nucleotides. RefSeq names its product amino acid transporter AVT1I. The coding region runs from base 39 to 1337 and encodes 432 amino acids. NCBI's taxonomy places the organism in Eukaryota, Viridiplantae, Streptophyta, Magnoliopsida, Poales, Poaceae. The transcript has a single exon. Gene Ontology annotation, molecular function: L-amino acid transmembrane transporter activity. Gene Ontology annotation, cellular component: vacuolar membrane. Gene Ontology annotation, biological process: amino acid transmembrane transport. The record is from RefSeq and is a predicted model, not a curated record.
ACGAUCAGCCGCAUCAUCUAUCUUCUGGCCGUUCAAAGAUGGAAGACCACAAGACGAGCCGCCUCGCCGCGACGGCGAGCCCCCUCGGCGAGCCUCUUCUCACGGCUACGGGGAAACGAGUUGUUGACGGCGACGCCGAGGCGCAGCUCCCUCCGUAUCGCAGCGCCGGCGCCUCCUUCUCCAGGACGUGCCUCAACCUCACCAACGCCGUCUCGGGCAUCGGGGUGCUCACCAUGCCCUACGCGGUGUCGCGGGGAGGGUGGCUCAGCCUGGCGCUCUUCGCCCUCGUCGGCGCCGUCUGCUACUACACCGGCACGCUCAUAGCGCGCUGCAUGCGCGCCGACGGCUCCGUCGCCACCUACCCGGACGUCGGCCAGCUGGCCUUCGGCGCCGCCGGCCGGAGAACCGUCGCCGUGUUCAUGUACGUGGAGCUCUACCUCGUCGCCAUCAGCUUCCUGGUCCUCGAGGGCGACAACCUCGACAAGCUCUUCCCCGGCGCCAGCGUGGAGCUGCCUGCCGGCUACCAACUGCGCGGGAAGCAGCUCUUCAUCGUCCUGGCCGGCGCCGUCGUGCUGCCCACCACCUGGCUCAAGAACCUCGGCGUGCUCGCCUACGUGUCGGCGCUCGGGCUCGUCGCGUCUGCGGCCUUGACGGCGUCGCUUGUGUGGGCCGGCGUCUCUGAGUCCGGGUUCCGCGGGAGCGGCAACGUCCUCAACCUCGCCGGUCUGCCCACCUCCCUCGGCCUCUACUUCGUCUGCUUCACCGGCCAUGCCGUCUUUCCCACGAUAUACUCGUCCAUGAAGAACAGCAAGCAAUUCUCCCAAGUGCUGCUCUUCUCCUCGGUGCUCUGCAGCCUCAACUACGGACUCACGGCGGUGCUGGGCUACCUCAUCUACGGAGACGACGUGCAGUCGCAGGUGACGCUCAACUUGCCAUCAGGGAGGGUCUACACCAAGAUCGCCAUCGUGAUGACUCUCGUCAACCCGCUGACCAAGUACGCGCUGCUCGUUGCGCCCAUCACGUCGGCGAUCGAGGAGAGGUUCUCGCUCGCGGGGAGUGGGCCGGCGAGGGUGGCCGUCAGCACCGCCGUUCUUGUCAGCACGGUCGCGGUGGCGUCCAUGGUGCCCUUCUUCGGGUUCCUCAUGUCCUUCAUCGGUUCCUUGCUCAGCGUCAUGGCCACAGUCUUCUUCCCCUGCCUCUGCUACCUCAAGAUCUACAAAGCCAAAGGCCUACGCCGUGUCGAGGUCGCUGCCAUCGUCGCCAUCCUGCUGCUCGGGGCGUUUGUUGCCGUCACUGGCACCUACUCUUCUUUGUUGGACAUCAUAGGCACUUUCUAAUUAAGAGAUAAUUCCAUUUAGCUGUGCUAGCAUAUAGUACAAACAAAAAGCCGAGUGAUCCUAAUGUACAUAAGAUAAAGUGAAGGUCAUCCCUCUUUUGAGAAUCCGUUGACUACACUGCGGAGAUGGCUCUUCGCGAGAUCAGAUGCGUGGGGGCUAAGGUUUACUUGGACAAUUAAAGAGUUCAACCCAAUCCAGAGUGUAUUGGAUUUGGUCCUUAUGUA